AUGCCUCCCAAUUCCAAAAAACCUUCUCAAUCCAACCAAAAACCUUCUCAAUCAACUCAAAAACCAUCUCAAUCAAAUCCUAAGUUGGCCCGAGGAUCUCUGAUUGAAAAGAAAUCCAACCCUACUGGUAAAGUCCGACAGCAAUCUCGAUCACCAUCUCCUUUGUAUUAUGAUCAAGACGAGCCAAGUGAAGAGGAACAAAUUGAAAGUGAAUAUGAAGAUGAUCCAAAGGACUAUGAACAAGAAGAAAAUGGAGAUGGAGAUGGAGAAGAAGAAGGAAAUGAAAAUGAAAAUGAAAAUGAAAAUGAAAAUGAAAAUGAAAAUUAA
This is a messenger RNA of Melampsora larici-populina 98AG31, 327 nucleotides long. RefSeq lists its product as uncharacterized. Bases 1 to 327 code for a protein of 108 amino acids. NCBI's taxonomy places the organism in Eukaryota, Fungi, Basidiomycota, Pucciniomycetes, Pucciniales, Melampsoraceae. The transcript has 2 exons. The record is from RefSeq and is a predicted model, not a curated record.